CAAGUUAACGUUGCUGCGACUAUCCGAACGCAUCCCGCGCGCGCCAAAUUCAAUUACGAAUUACGAACGCGGAUUACAUUUCACAUUUAUAUUUCCAAUUUUAAAUUUGUUUUUAUUUAUUUAUUUUUAUAUUAUAUUUUUAAGCUGUGUUUUGAUAUUAUGUCAAGUUGACAGAAAAUAGUUGUAAAGUUUGGCGGGUUAAUGUGUGCGAGUGAGAAGGGGGAUAUGGAGAGCCCGGGCGAGGAAACGGGACGGCCUGCGCACCCCCCCGCCCAGCAGCCCAACGGCUCCAAUAAGAUAAUCGGAAGAAACGUGAAUGGGACCAUGGUAGUCACAUCAGCGCCGUCAAACGAAGCCGAGUUACAACUAUAUAGAGUCAUGCAACGCGCCAGUCUGCUCGCCUACUACGAUACUUUGCUAGAAAUGGGUGGGGAUGAUGUCCAACAGCUAUGCGACGCUGGCGAAGAAGAAUUCCUAGAAAUAAUGGCCCUCGUUGGCAUGGCAUCAAAGCCGCUUCAUGUCAGACGCCUGCAAAAAGCGCUGCAAGAAUGGGUCAACAACCCCGCGCUCUUCCAAAUACCAAUCGUCCCAAAUAUCUGUCCCACCGAAAACCCCUUCAUCCAAUGCAACCAAAGACUUCUCAAUAUGCCUACAAUCCCCAAUUUACCUCGUACUGUAGCGUCUCCAGAUAACAAUCGACCUAUGUACAGUCCCUCACCAGGUGCGCCAGAAAACAGUUGUGGUUCAACUGCAUCUGCUGCGAACGCGAGUCCCGUCCACCAAACUACCACGUUCACUAAAAUAGUUCUACCUUCUUCUCCCGCAGCAAGCGCUACCACUCCCGUACCUCCCACUAGAUCUUUUUCACCACAAUCUGUGCCACCAGCUUCAUCAGGAUCUAGUCCUAGUUCUGUAUCCCCUCUUUUAACUCCAGUACUUUUAGACGUUCAUGUGCAGAAGUUAGCGGCAGCAGCUGAGAAGUUAAGCAAGCAUCUACCACAGUUAGAGCCGAAGCCACAGAACACGAAAAAGAAGAUGUGCAAAGACUUGGAGCUAGUGAUGAUGAUGCCAGAGUCAGAUCCGAGGAGGAUGGAAGAAAUAAGGAAAUACGCGGCGAUCUACGGUCGAUUCGAUUGUAAGAGGAAGCCGGAAAAACCGUUGACAUUACAUGAGGUGAUGGUAAACGAAGCAGCAGCGCAGAUGUGCCGCUGCGUGCCCGCGCUGCUCACGCGCCGCGACGAGCUGUUCCCGCUCGCGAGGCAGCUCGUGAGGCGAGCUGGCCUGCAUUACUCCAAACACGGGUUACCCCCCACCCCUUCAGAUGACCGCGACGAGGACGAGACGCCCACAAAACGACCGCGACAGGAAGGGGAGGAAGGUGUCCGAGCCAGUCCUGACGCAGCGCGAAACGCAUCAAACCACGGCUGGUGGGGCAUGAAGACGGAAAGUGAUGAUGCAGACUCCAGGUGUUCGUAUUCCAGCACAAGUACUCCACCACCGGACACAGAGGAGUCCCGCCCGCAGGUGGUGGCGGCGCGGGGGGACAGCAUCAUCGCCGUCGCCAACCCCGCGCUGCAGCCGCUACCCCCGCCACACCCCGCUAGGAACCAUUCCAAUUGACUUGCCGU
Colias croceus (clouded yellow) is the source of this 1628-nucleotide messenger RNA. RefSeq names its product NGFI-A-binding protein homolog (gene nab). The transcript has 8 exons. The coding region runs from base 202 to 1620 and encodes 472 amino acids. Gene Ontology annotation, cellular component: nucleus. Gene Ontology annotation, molecular function: transcription factor binding; transcription coregulator activity. Lineage: Eukaryota; Metazoa; Arthropoda; Insecta; Lepidoptera; Pieridae. The record is from RefSeq and is a predicted model, not a curated record. Gene Ontology annotation, biological process: negative regulation of DNA-templated transcription.